AUGGCGGCUGUCGCUGCAACAGCCGAUAUGACGAUUCAAAAGAAUUCACAAAUAUUAGUGCAUGUCGAAGAAGCUUUGGCCGAUUUAAUUGUGGUUUCCUACAGUUCUGAAAAUAAGAAAUUUCAAGGUGUACUCUUGGACUCCAACAAAGGUAAUUUACCUUUUGGAGUAUACAGUCUCAAUCCAGCGUUUUCGAAAUCAACUUCAUCCACCGAUAAUACCGGUGAUAAGCUACAUUCCGCUAGUCAAAGAUUCACAUACCAAGAGCCUCAGUAUGCGACCGAAAAUCCGCACAAGCCUAAAAAGAAUGGGCCCAAGGCUAAACCGCAGCAGAAGCAAAAGAUGACGGUUCGAUUGAGACCGCGGAAGGUCUUGUGCUCCAACUGCAAAGGUAUCUGUAAUGAGAACAGCGAAAACGUGGACGUGUCCAAGAAACGGAAGCUCGACUCCGAUGACGACACUGCCCACGAUAACAUCGAAUCAACAAAUUCCAGGAAAAAGUAUCUCGAAGGCAACUCGCUUAUACCAAGAAUAUCGCGUCUGCAACCGAGUGAGAUUUCUAAUGCCAUAAAAGGGUCCUCUAAAAACUCUAAUAAGACUAGUGAAAAGUCGAGUGUCAAGGUUGUAAGUUCACAUUAUAGCCCUACAAAAGAAAUGGCGUUUGUUAGCGUGUCUAGUGACGGUGAGAGUAAAGAUCCCAAGGACCCUUCAUUCACAUCCAUGUUCCAGAGUGCAAGAACUUUAAAAAUAUGUUUUGGUGAAGGUGAAGGCACUGUAGUCAAAAUACCGCCCAUUACAGGGGACUACAAUGAAGAUUCUGGUGUAUCAUGUGACAUGGCUAAACCUUCAAAACCAGAUCUAAAAGCUGCCAAAAAAGCAUUGAAAAAAGCUAAAAAACAAGCCAAGAAAAACACCAUUACUAUCAAGACCGUAGUAAGGAGGUCACCUAAACAUAUUGGAGCUCUGUCUCCCCGGAACAAUGUGUCCAAUAGCCCUCACCCUACAGUGGAUCCAUUAGAAAAGAAACAAAAACACAAGGCAAAACAUAAAAAGAAACACAAGUUCCAAAAGACCAGGGAUGAAAAUGUUACUGAAAGUGAGUCUAUUAAUUACUUUAGUGAUAUUAAAGAGCACUGCCUAAAACAGAAGCUGUCUAUAAGUCUGAGAAGGUUGAGUAGUAAUUCCUAUGAGAGACGGAACGAGCAGGAUAUUGCAGAGAGUGGUUCGGACGAUUGGGAAAGUGAUUUGGUACCGAAUUUCCCGGCUACCGAGAUGGAAGGUGCCGGGGCAAGACUGGUGGGUGUAGCACCUGGUGAUAUUGUCUGGGGUAAAGUGGUAGGGUUUCCAUGGUGGCCCGGGAGAGUGCUAAGCGUAACACCAACAGCUAGAGCCCAUGUUGCAUGGUUUGCUUCGACAACAUCAUCACUAAUGCCAUGUGACAGUUUGAGUCCAUUUUUAGAGGAUUUCAAGAUGCGCUUCAACAAAAAGAAAAGAGGUGCUUACAAAGAGGCUGUAAAAAUGGCUACAAUAGAAGCAAAGAUGAAUGAAUCUUCGCAGGAUCCUUUGGCGAGCCCUACGCAGUCCAACCUAGUAAACCAAUCCCCAAAGCCUAUAGAUGUUUUCUCGUAAAAUUGUGAUGGUAUGGUGUACUGCCAAAAUUCAAUGUAUGUGAUAUUUUUAUUGUACUGCACAAAAUUGGUAAGUUAUAAGUUUGACUGCAGUAAUGUAAAAUACUGAUCCGGCAGGCAUUUGUGGUCGCGCGAUAAAUGAUAAAGUAUCUGGCCUGUCCUUAUCAUACUUACAAAUAGUGCGAUAGGGACGGCCUGAUGCCGCGCGACCAUGCUUGCCCGCCUGUUUUUUUUGAACUGUCAGGCACUUAUUUCACCUUGAUUGUCAUGACAAUGAUAUUUCUCUGUAUAUUUCUAUGUUUUUUGGUAUUGUAUGUACCAACACCUUUCUAAACAUAUAAAAUUUACUUUUUGGACCAGCAAUGUAUGGUGAAAUUAUCUGUAUGUCAGAUGAUAAUUAUCAUGUUGAUGAAACAGGUGCCAGGUUUUCUUAACCAUUUGAUAUUUGUUUCACUUUGAUAUGACUUUCGGAAAUCUAUUUGUUUAAAUAUCAUAAAACAUAUUGUUAAAAAAGAUUAAGUUAGAAUUUUCCUACACUGUUUUAACUGUGUUACUAUUUAAUUUAUAAAUAUGUACGAUAUUUCUGUACAGUUUAUUAUAUAUUGACUGUACAAUCAGCAUCAAAUGUGCUGACAGGCAAAAUGCAAAAUAUAUUGUAACAUAGGAUUGUUAUGUUACCAUACAAAUAAGUAUGUGUACCGGUAUAUUUGGCACUUUAGCUGUCACAGAAUAUUCAAUGCUGA
Messenger RNA from Leguminivora glycinivorella, 2371 nucleotides. Its product is annotated as PWWP domain-containing protein 2A-like. Gene Ontology annotation, cellular component: nucleus; chromocenter. The transcript has 3 exons. NCBI's taxonomy places the organism in Eukaryota, Metazoa, Arthropoda, Insecta, Lepidoptera, Tortricidae. Bases 1 to 1629 code for a protein of 542 amino acids. The record is from RefSeq and is a predicted model, not a curated record. Gene Ontology annotation, molecular function: chromatin binding.